Lactuca sativa (garden lettuce) is the source of this 1112-nucleotide messenger RNA. Its product is annotated as plant/protein. NCBI's taxonomy places the organism in Eukaryota, Viridiplantae, Streptophyta, Magnoliopsida, Asterales, Asteraceae. Gene Ontology annotation, cellular component: chloroplast thylakoid. The record is from RefSeq and is a predicted model, not a curated record.
GGCAUCAUCCUAUCUUCAUCAGUCCUCACAUCUUCAAACUUCAUAUCCGUCUUCCCCGUGUACACUUGCAGUUUCUGGCUGACUGGCUGGAAAUCCGACCGGGACACAGAGAAGUAUGGCAACCACACUCGCUUUUCUUCAAAUCCCAACGAUUCCCUCUAAAUCAUCAUCACCUUCGCAAUGCUUAAUUCCAUCCGUCGAUUCCAGUAAAAUACACGUUUCUAAUCAUCCGAUCAAUGCCCUCCACCUCCACCUUCACCACUUAAAAUCGGUUUCUCUCCCUCUUUCAGCAGUCACAUUACCCUUCUUUUUAAACCCGCAGGAUGCAUUUGCUGCUGGUGGCGAAUAUGGGAUACUGGAGGGGAGAUCACUGGCCUUGAUUCACCCAAUUGUGAUGGGUGGUCUGUUCGUUUAUACACUUUAUGCUGGGUAUUUGGGAUGGCAAUGGAGGAGGGUGCGAACAAUUCAGGAUGAGAUUAACGAGUUGAAGAAGCAAGAGAAGCCUGUUCCCGUCACCCCCGAGGGAACCCCACUACAAUCCACAACUCCUUCACCACUUCAAGUCAAAAUUCAACAGCUUUCUGAGGAAAGGAAGGAAUUGAUCAAGGGACAAUAUAAAGAAAAACAUUUCAACGCAGGCUCGAUCUUGCUUGCGUUUGGUGUGUUUGAAUCCAUUGGCGGCGGAGUCAACACCUAUCUCAGGACCGGAAAGCUAUUCCCGGGGCCCCAUCUAUACGCCGGUGCAGCAAUAACGGUGCUUUGGGCUGCAGCUGCUGCUCUUGUUCCCCCUAUGCAGAAAGGAAGUGAAACAGCCCGGAACCUUCAUAUUGCAUUGAACGUACUAAAUGUUCUUCUUUUCAUAUCCCAGAUCCCAACUGGGUGGGAUAUUGUUCUUAAAGUGUUUGAGUUCACCAAAUGGCCCUGAUCUUACUUCAUUCUUUCGUAUUUCAAUCACCAAAUUUAGAUAUCUUAAUUAAGUGUAUGUAUAGUGUAUACACUAUACACUAUACACCACUAUUGUAACAAUAACAUUUGCAUUCCAAGUAAAGUGUCACUGAAAAAUGAAUACUGUAUGUAGAAGAUUACAUAUAAAUGCUAGUUUUGUUCAAGUC